Molecule: messenger RNA, 3578 nt
Organism: Dipodomys spectabilis (banner-tailed kangaroo rat)
Lineage: Eukaryota; Metazoa; Chordata; Mammalia; Rodentia; Heteromyidae
Gene: Helb
Product: DNA helicase B
Exons: 13
Coding region: 27-3281 (1084 amino acids)
Source: RefSeq, a predicted model, not a curated record
GGUGGAGAUGGCGCUGAGUUCUGACCAUGGCCCGGUCCAAUCAACAUCUUCGGCAGUUGCUGGGACCGCUGCUCCCGCACAAGGAUGAGGUGGAGGAGGACGGUGAUGACCCGCGGGAGGAGGUGGAGGAGGAUGAAGACUCCGUGUUUGUCGACGCGGAGGAGCUCUGCAGUGGGGGCAUCAAGGCUGGCAGCCUCCCCGGGAGCAUCCGGGUUACCAUUCCCGAUGAACUCACUGGAGAGCAAUGUGAAGUGCUUGGACGUUUUCCAAUAACUGGUCCUUGGUGGCGAGUGAAAGUGCAUGUGAAGCCAGUGGCAUCCAAGAGUUAUCAAGUUCAAGGUCACCCAUCAUACUUUUUACAGUCUGACAUGUCACCACCAAAUCAAAAAAGUAUCUGCUCCCUCUUUCUGAAAGAGUGUGAGGUCCCCGUUGAGACCAUAAGUAAGUUUUUAGCUUGGAUAAAGCACGUAUCAAGCUAUAAACACCUGAACUUUGAAAAUCUUCCGGACACAUUAAGAACUUUCUACAGAGAAAUCCAAAGGAAGGAUACAAAAAAGUCUGCGAGGAAUGAGCAAGAAGAUUUGGCAUCAGAGGAUAAGAUUAGUCUUCCUGUGGAAAAGCAGCUUCCGUUUAUAAAUGUAAUGAGAGCUUUGCAGUUUCCCAAAAUAAUGGAAUUCCUUCCAAUUCUUCUACCACGACACUUUAGACAGCUCAUAAACUCGGGUUCUGGAGCUGUGUUGGAAGCCAUAGAAGAGAUUUUAGGUACAGAUCCAUGGAAAUUGGGAUUUAGUAAAAUUACCUACAGAGACCUGAAGCUUUUGCGCUGUGAGGCCAGUUGGACAGCCUACUGUCAGUGCCCAUCUCUUCUGCAGUUGAUGAGUGAUCUGGAGAAGAAUGCAUUGGUCAUCUAUUCCAAGCUGAAGCAGAUAUGUAGAGAGUACGGGCACACGUAUGUUGAAGAAGCCGACUUAACUUCAGAAUUGGCAGAGCAAAUGUCUUUUCAGGAUGCCUGGCAGUCUCUGAAAUUUCUGAAGGAUAUUGGUGUGGUGACAUAUGAGAGGGGCUGUGUCUUUCUUUAUGACCUUUACCAGGCUGAAAAGGGCAUUGCUUUUUCCAUAUGUAGCCUGAUACAGAGACCUCCGUGGCACUUAUGUGUGGAUGUUAAGAAAGUGUUGGCAUCUCUCUGUACCACCAAACCAGAGGAGGCAAGAGAUGAGGAUGUGCUUGAAGAAAGUAAACCUGGUGAAACAAGAUUGGAAAAUUCCACAGAUAUUCUAAACUCGCAGGAUGCUGAUGACUUUAUUUGGAGUUGUGAAAAUGAAAUUGAUGCAGGAGUCAAUGAAAUGGAAUUAGAUCAGGACCAGGUGGCAGCUUUGGAAAUGAUUUGCGCCAAUGCUGUGACAGUCAUCAGUGGGAAAGGUGGCUGUGGGAAAACCACGAUUGUCAGCCAGCUUUUUAAGUGCUUACAGCAGCUGGAAGAAAGAGAAGUGGAAAAGGCAUGUGAAGAUUUUGAACAAGACCAGGAUGUUCCAGAAGACUGGGUUACCUUUACUGAGCAAAGUAAGCUGUCGAUGGACAAGGCUAUUGAGGUGUUGCUCACAGCACCUACAGGGAAAGCAACUGGCUUACUGAGAGAGAAAACCGGUCUUCCUGCUUAUACGCUAUGUCAGGUCAAUUACAGCUUCUAUUUAUGGGACAAAAAGCUGGUGAACAAGGAUAUGCCAUGGAAAUUUUCUUCAGUUAGAGUUCUGGUUGUGGAUGAAGGGAGUUUGGUAUCUGUAGGAAUCUUCAAAUCGGUUUUAAAAUUAUUGUGUGAGCACUCCAAACUUUCUAAGCUUAUUCUGCUUGGUGAUAUUAGACAGUUACCAAGUAUUGAACCUGGUAACUUGCUGAAAGAUCUUUUUGAGACUCUUAAGGCAAGAAAGUGUGCUAUUGAGCUGAAGACAAACCACAGGGCAGAAUCACAGCUAAUUGUGGACAAUGCGGCACAAAUCUCCAGACGCCAAUUUCCCAACUUUGAUGCUGAACUAAAUGUGUCUGAAAAUCUUUCAAUCCCCAUCUCAAUCCAAGAUAAGACAUUCAUUUUUGUCAGACUUCCAGAAGAGGAUGUCAGUUCUCAGUCAUCUAAAAACGAUCAUCCAUCUUAUUUAUAUUCUGCAGUUAAAACUUUACUCCAAGAAAGUGACUUUAAAAAAGCAGAAACAUCACAAUUCAUUGCAUUUAGAAGGCAGGACUGUGACCUAAUCAAUGACUGUUGCUGUAAGCAUUACACAGGCCGCCUCAUCCGUGACCACAAGAGGAGACUCAUAUUUGGAGUUGGUGACAAAAUCUGUUGUACUAGGAAUGCGUACCUCUCAGAUUUGCUCCCUGAGAGUGAUUCUGGUUCUCAGCAAAGUCACGACCAAGAAUCUGGAGGUGAUGCUCAAGGAGCUGGAGGUGACAGCCCUUGUGGGACUCCUCGUUAUUGUGCUAAAUCUAAGAAUGAACUUGAGAGUGGAAUUCGACUGUGCAAUGGAGAAAUAUUCUUCAUAAGGAAGGAUGUAACUGAUAUAACUUUCAGAAAGAGAAGACUUUUGACCCUAAGUAAUAUGGCUGGCUUGGAAGUAACCGUGGAUUUUGGAAAGCUAAUGAAAUACUGUAACAUAAAACAUGCGUGGGCCAGAACUAUCCACACCUUUCAGGGCUCGGAGGAAGACACGGUGGUGUACGUGGUGGGCAAGGCAGGUCGCCAGCAUUGGCAGCACGUCUACACAGCAGUGACCAGAGGCCGCCGCAGAGUCUACGUCAUCGCGGAAGGGUCUCAGCUCCUCAGCGCAAUCAGGAAACCCAAUCUUCCCAGGAAGACUCGGUUAAAACAUUUCUUGCAAAAUAAGCUCAGCGACAGCCCUGAGGCUCCAGCAGAUUCUGCUUCCCAGUCGAGUUGCUGUGGAGACGGGGCAGGACCUGGCACACAGCCUUCAGUACCCCGCGUCCCUCCAGCCAUCGCCAACACUGCCACCAGUGUCGACACCAGGAACAGGGCUUCUCCAGCUAAGAACGGGACGUUGGCCUUUGCUGCAGAAUGGCCUUGUCCCUCACUUGAUGACUUGGAAGCAUGUGAGGAGUUGGUACAAUCUCGAGGUUCCAAAAGAACCAGUGGGGCAAAUAUCUGCGAAAGUCCAAGCAAAGUUCUGAUGGUAGAAGAAUCAUCUCCACAAGUGUCAUCUAGACUUCAGAAUUUAAGACUAAAUAAUUUAACCCCUAGGCAACUUUUUAAACCCACAAAUAGUCAAGAAACUUAAUAAAAUGAGGUUGGUGGUUCCCACCUGUAAUCCUGAGUCUGAGGCAGAAGGAUUGAGUUUGUGGCCAGCUGGACAAUGUAACAAGACUCUCCCAAAACACAAGAAAACAUGACAACGAAAGAUUUACUGCAGAUUGAUCAGCAUACUACUUUUGGCUUCAAAGUUUCAGGCUCAAAGAUACUUUAAAUGUACUUGGUCAGAGGAGACAUUAAUGAUUUCAUCUGUCAUCAUGAGAACUUGUAGCAUUGGACAUAAUUAUGAGAGAAGAUACAUAUAUUUUGAAAGACCUGGUACUUU